AUGAUAAUGGUUGCUACUAAUCACCUCACGGCACCUAUUCCUACCCAACUCCCUGAACUGAAGCCAGAUACAUACUUUUCUCAGACGCAAUGGCAGAUUCUCCUUGCAUUAGUCGAUGCUGUCGUCCCGUCGAUUGUCGCAGACUCAGAAGUAACAGACAGGAAAAAUCACCUGCAAAUAUCUAAGUCUCAAUUACAGGAGUCAUAUGAGCGUAUACAGAGUUCUAUGAAAACCCCGCCAGACUAUGAGAAAUUCCAGCAGUAUCUUCAAACGCGUCCCUUGGACAACCCGCGAUUUUUGGUAGCAGUCAAGCGCAUACUUGAAGGCAUUCCAAAUAGUAAUAGAAAACAACUCGGCGCUAUCCUAAAUAUAAUGGCUACUCGUCUGGGGAGCCUAGCUGCAACGGGGUAUUAUACUCCUGUAAACGAACAGCCAAUUCACGUCAGGGAGUCAAUAAUUCAAGCAUGGAAUCACUCGUGGAUGACUGUUUGGCCGAUAAUCGGAAACUCAAUUACCAGAAUAGCCAAGGUCUGCUUUGCUCAAACAGACCCCUUCUUUCGUGAGUUGAGCGGCUACACCGAGGUUACCGACGACUAUAAGCCCGGCCCGUCGUUUGACUUCGACUUCAUGCAGUUCGAGGCCGGAUCUGAGAUAGAAACCGUCGAUACCGACGUCGUAAUCGUCGGCUCGGGUUGCGGAGGGGCAGUCUGUGCCAAGGUCCUUUCCGAAGCUGGACACAAGGUGAUUGUCGUCGAUAAGGGCUAUCACUUUCCCUCUUCCCAACUACCGAUGACAGCCGAAGCGGGUGUUAGAUUUCUUUAUGAAGGAAAUGGUGCCGUACAGAGCGUGGACGGCUCCGUGACCAUCCUUGCUGGUAGCUGCUGGGGCGGAGGUGGGACAGUGAAUUGGAGUGUUAGCUUACACCCUCAGGGGUUUUUACGACAAGAAUGGGCGGAUCAGGGCCUGGACUUCUUCACCACGCAAGAGUUCCAACACUGCAUAGAUCGUGUCUGCGACUUUAUGGGGGUCAGCGAUGCCCAUAUACGCCAUAAUCAUGGGGCAAAUGUCAUUCUCAACGGAUCAAGAAAGCUGGGCUGGGCUGCCAAACCAUGUCCGCAGAAUACAGGAGGCGCCGAACACUACUGCGGCCAUUGUGCUACCGGUUGCGGAUCCGGCGAAAAAGAAGGCCCCUCUGUCAGUUGGCUUCCGGCUGCUGAAAGAGCAGGCGCGAAGUUUAUUGAAGGUUUUAAUGUCUCCGAGGUGCUCUUUGACGAGACUCGUGGAUCGAAGACGGCGAUUGGUAUAUUAGGAACGUGGACAUCACGAGAUAAAGAUGGAAAUAUCCAUACGCCCGAGUCCGAGAGAACUCAGAGACAACUUCGAAUAAGAGCGAAGAAAGUGAUUGUAGCUUGUGGUACACUCAAUAGUCCACUGUUGUUAAUGAGAAGCGGGCUGAAGAACCCCCAUAUCGGUAAACAUCUUUAUUUACAUCCAGUCGGUCAAAUGAAUGCCUCUUUUGAUGAGGAUAUUAGAGGUUGGGAAGGGGGUAUCUUGACAAGUGUUUGUACUAGUUUCGAGAACCUUGAUGGGAAAGGGCACGGUGUCAAAAUUGAGCCGACGAGCAUGAUUCCCCAUAUGUUCCUGCACGGACACCCUUGGCGAAGCGCGCUGCAGUGGAAGCUAGAUCUACUCCGUUGCCGACAGAUGAACAGUUACAUCGCCAUAGCCCGCGAUCGCGAUACAGGGCGAGUGUACCCAGAUCCGGACGAUGGCCGGCCCAUCAUUGAAUACUCACCCUCAGCCUUCGACCGUAAACACAUAUUAGCCGGAAUAAUCGCCCUGGCAAAACUAUGCUAUAUUGAAGGCGCAACCGAGAUAUGGCCGUUCGUCAAAAGUAUGCCGUCGUUCGUACGGCGUUCCCGCUCAACUGACACCACGCCAAAAGUAGAAGCAGACGAACUAGACGAUAUCGACCAAGGUAUCAACGACCCAGACUUCGCCGCCUGGGUCAAGACUCUCGAACGGACCGGGCUUAACUACCCGGACGCGACCUUCUCGUCGGCACACCAGAUGGGGACAUGCCGUAUGAGCACGCACCCAGCUGGCGGCGUCGUUAACCCCGAGGGUAGGGUCUGGGAGGCGUGCGGCUUGUACGUGGCGGAUGCGAGCGUGUUCCCGACUGCGAGUGGCGUCAACCCCAUGAUUACCAAUAUGGCUAUUGCAGAUUGGAUCGCCAGGCGCGUCUCACAGGAUCUGAUAAGAGGAGAUCAGAUUCGCGCCGCUUUGUAA
Messenger RNA from Daldinia childiae, 2289 nucleotides. Its product is annotated as Long-chain-alcohol oxidase FAO2. The transcript is spliced from 7 exons. The record is from RefSeq and is a predicted model, not a curated record. Gene Ontology annotation, molecular function: long-chain-alcohol oxidase activity; flavin adenine dinucleotide binding. NCBI's taxonomy places the organism in Eukaryota, Fungi, Ascomycota, Sordariomycetes, Xylariales, Hypoxylaceae. The coding region runs from base 1 to 2289 and encodes 762 amino acids.